Molecule: messenger RNA, 8677 nt
Organism: Odontomachus brunneus
Lineage: Eukaryota; Metazoa; Arthropoda; Insecta; Hymenoptera; Formicidae
Gene: cyst
Product: rho guanine nucleotide exchange factor 18-like
Exons: 19
Coding region: 342-4964 (1540 amino acids)
Biological process (GO): regulation of Rho protein signal transduction
Molecular function (GO): guanyl-nucleotide exchange factor activity
Source: RefSeq, a predicted model, not a curated record
AUAGUUCGCGUGACGGAUAGGCUGUGAACGGGAAAGCGGGAAAACUCGAGCGGAUGCGGAUCCGCACGAAUGUUCGGUGGGGCGACACGCGGCUCGCCUACGCCGCCUUUGAUGUACAGCACUGCGGCCAGUACAAAAUGGUCGACGUGCCUUGACCGUGUCGCACGGGUAGGCGAUGCGAGACUGCGUUACCCCGCGCGAGCGAGCUGCAGUGGAGUCGACGGCGACGCGUAUGCGACAUUAAAUGGCUAUCGCGGGAUAAUCGCGCCUUGGUCUGCGGUUUGUCGAGCUGAGAGCGAACGUGAGUGCGCCGUGAGUAUUCCGGGAGGCACGUGAAAACGAUGGAGAAGCGGCAAGAGGUGCUCGCCCCGUUUUCCUCCGACGAGUGUCCGAACAGCGGCGAGGACAGCGAGGAGGAUGUAAUAACCGAUUAUCUCGGCUCAUCGCACUCCGACUGCGAUCGCGUGCCUAUCAUUAAUGGGGAUCUGCGCGGCCUGAGUCUGCACGGCGGCGGCAUCGUCACGGAGACCGGUUACACCAAAGACAAUACCGUGAAAACGACGAUCAGCAUGUCGGCGGUCGGUAUGGGUGGCGACGAACAACACCAGCAGCAGCAACAGCAGCAGCACCACCACCACCAGCAGCAACACCAUCACCACCACCACCACCACCACCAGCAGCAGCAUCAUCAACAGCAGCAUCCGUUGCUUACACUUGGCACUAAUAUACAAGCCCAGCCUAAUCCUCUGGUGCCCAUCAUUAGCGUUACGCCGCACUCGCCCGGUCUGGCCAAGAACUAUCCGGUGCUAGAGGAAAAUCUACAGCAGCUGCAUAAGAUCCAUGACUCCAUCCAGCGUAUGCGGGACUUGACGUUGAGCACUCUGGGAUCCAACAACGACGCCGCGCUACGGUUGAGCUCCUCAUGCCCGACCUUGUGCCCGCUGACCGCGGCCGAGCUCGCGCCACGUCCCGGCAAUCAUCAUGACACCGGCUCCGACCCGGACUUCCUCGCCAAUUGCUCCACGAACAGCUCCCCGACGCACUUCCCGGGUUCAGCCGGCCAUUCUCGUUCGCAGCGGGCACAGACAGGUAUAGACAGAAGACGCAGUUGGACCGGGGACUUGGAGGAUCUGGAGGAGAGCCGACGCGGCGGCCGUCGCCGGUACUCCGGGCAGAAUCAUCUGCAGGCCCAGAACAUGGUUAAUAUUGCCUGUUACUUGUUGGAACCGGAGGUUGGAGCCGGUUCGAUUUCGCGACAACGCAGCAUUAGUUUAAGUAGCCUAGACAGCGAGAACGAGCUAGAAUUAGAUGGAAAAUCGUGCACCGGACCUGUAACCGUAGGCAAUCGGGCAUGCAGGUCGCAGACGAGCACUCACUCUCUGAACGAGGCUGAUCUUGUACAGAGCGAAUAUCAGAAGAUAGUCGCAAAGAGGGGUAAUCAGAGAUUAGCAGAAAGUAGCAGUUUAAUGCCAGGGCUGACUGGUUCGCGUUUACCUCUUCAGAAAUCCAUAUCGACGCCUUCGAUCGUUACGCCGCAGGUUCACGCGCAUUUAGGCGAAGCUGGAACUCGAACGACGCCUUCACUCGCAGCCCGUCAUGAAAGAAACGAAAAGGGUAGUGGGAGUGAGACAGAAACCGAAGAUCUUCAUACACCACACAGCCACGAAUUCCACGAAGACCGAGAGGGCACUCCGAGUGCCCAGACGAUAUCUCUUGACGAGCUUUUGACCGAUGGCACUGCGUACGAUGAUCAUCAUUCCGAGAAGACCAGAAGAAAGCGUGGCUCCAUCUUCUUUCGCAAGAAGAAGGAUAAAAGCGGCAAAAAGACUAGUCAGCAGCAACAUCUGUGGGUAACGAUGACUGUAGGGACUCAGGGAAGUUUACUGUGUGAUGUUUGUAUGAAACACUCGACGAAUAAACCGCUCCUUCAUUGCGACAAUUGCGGAGCGUCGGUUCAUCAAAGUCAAGGCUGCAAGGAUCAGUUGGUGCUGGAGUGCAUCAAGUCCAAACAUCACUCCGGCAAAUCCGCCGCGAAAUCCGCGUCGAAUGCCUCCACGAUGUCGAACAGCAACAGCGUGAAACGGGGCUCCACGACGUCGUUGCCCCUGCCAACGUCAUCCGGAAGCGGAAGGGAAAUUAACAGCAAGAAAACCGUGUCAAGCUACAGCCCUUGGCGGCGAGUUGCCACUAAGCUUGGAGUCAAUCAAACGAUAAACGAAGAGAAAGAUGGGGAUGGCGGGCAACAUCGCGACCUUCCCAGUGGAUGGGAGGAAUUUGAUUUCGGGGAAGAUCACCAGUUCACCGUGGCAGACCUCGACGAGAUCGAUCCCGAGCUGGGACUGAGCAAGGAGGAGCCGGAUUCUUGGAGCGCCGCCAUCGGACGUAAUGUCGCGCUGCGCCUCGUUGAUCAUUGCGAGCGUCAGGUGAAGAGGCAGGAGCACAUAUACGAAUUCGUGCUGACUGAGAAGCAUCACUGCCUGGUGCUACUCGCCAUGGAGAGAAUCUUCGCGGAAGGUCUGCAACGUCACUUUCGUCUGGGCCAGCCGGACCUUGAGCGCAUGUUUCCGCGAUUGCGAGACCUGAUCGACACCCACCUACGGUUCCUGCAGAAGCUGCGGAAGCGGCAGAACGCCGAUCACGUGGUCAACACGAUCGCCGAUAUCUUGGUCGAGCAGUUCUCGGGUGAGAACGCGCAGCGCAUGAAGAGCGCGUACGGGGAAUUUUGUAGUCGCCAUAGAGACGCCGUCGAAGCGUACAAGUAUUAUCAGCGUCACGAUCCGCGUUUCGCACGUUUCGUCCGCCAUUGUCAGGCGAAUCCGUUGUUGAAGAAGAAAGGUAUACCUGAGUGUAUACUGUUCGUGACUCAACGUCUGACAAAGUAUCCAUUGCUGGUGGAACCGCUCAUUAAAACCAGCAUCGUGCAAGAGGAGAACGAAAACUUACGCAAAGCACUGGUACUUGUUAAGGAGAUUUUAGCCGACGUAGAUGCCUGCGUAGCCGACAAGGAACGAGAAGAUAGGAAAUUAGAAAUAUAUAAUAAGAUCGACGCGAAGUCGUUUGCUACAUACCGUGGUGCCAAAUUCAAAAAGUCGGACAUAAUGGCGUUCAACAGAAUCUUGAAGUUCGAGGGCACCGCAUACUUAAUGCAAGGCCGUGGCAAAAUGACUGCCAUCGUAGUGGUCGUUCUCUCAGACAUAUUAUUUUUCUUGGCUGAGAGGGAUCAGAAAUAUGCGUUCUUCGUGCCUGACAAUAAAGCCGGUAUAGUAUCGCUGCAGAAACUGCUGGUCCGUGAAAAGGCCGGCCAGGAGUCCAGCAUUUAUAUAAUAAGCAGCAAUCCGGCCGAUCCGGAGAUGUUCGAGCUCAAAGUUCAGAAGCCAAAGGACAAGCAGCUGUGGAUACAAUCAAUCCGAUCGGCGGUCGAGGCCUGUCCGCAGGAGCCCGAGAACGAAGCCGAAUCGUUGACGGAAAACAGCAGCGAAUUACGCGACACUCGCUCGUCCUCGAUUUCCCUCGUAUCUGCCGAGGAGAAGCAACGCAUCGCUAAAGCUAAGGAAUCACACAUACUUAGAAUUGUUGGUGAGUUGCGGAAGAAAGACGCGGAACAGGCAUUGCUGUUCGAGGAGAAGAUGAGUCUGCAAAUGCGGCUUUUGCACGUGGCGAACAUUUGGAGCGCAAACGAGAGUGACAACGAGAGAAUCGAAAAGGAGGUUCCCGAUUACACUCGAUUUGCGCACAACGAAGGAACCGAUGCUCAAUUGUGGCAAGAGGCGCUCAUGGCCGUGCGAGAAGCAACGCGUCUCGCCAGCUCGCUGUCGUUCAGCGCGGGAGGCGCUACUCUAUCGAGAAGCUUGAGUUCUGCCGGUGAACGCCACAGCGAGGCUUACGUUCCGCCGGCUCUUUGCGUUCCUCGACGGGCCGAAACGUUUGCCGGUUUCGAUCAUAAUAAGGAAGGUAAUAAGGAGCGACACCCGGUGCGUGAUUCGAACGUCGUGAUACCCGUUCCGAAGCUCGGCGAGCUACCGAAAGAGAGCCCCGACGAAAAGGAGGGACAAGAAUUGGAGACCAAUAAGGAUCAACAGCUGGCGGCAAUACGUUUGUCUCAUCACGUUUAUACGUUGCUCUGUAUAAUAAAUAAUCAGAUGACAACGAUCGAAGGUCUGCAGGCGCAAUUGGCCGCGUGCAAAGAGGGCAGCAGUAUGCCUAUGACCAGGACCUCCAACAGCCGACCGAAUUCGAAUCGCCAGUUGGAGGAGUUGCGGAACUUGCAGGACCAGCUAUGUCGGGAGAAGGCUGCGUUUCGCGCCGCGUCGCAGCAGGAGAAGAGUCAAUUGGAUGAGGAGCGCACCGAGCUGGCACGGCAAAGGGAGCAGUUGGUCGCGGAGCAGCGAGACGUGACACAGCAACGGGAUCAGUUAUACCGGCGUCUCGAGGCCUUGGAGCGACAAGGUGUCACGUUAGUCGGGAGUUCCGCCAGCUCGACGACGAUACAUCUGUCUCACUUGCAGAACGCCGAGACAGUGCCCACGCGCAAGUCUCAGCCCGAGGCUAAACGUAUCCCUAUGAACUUGAUCAGCGCGACGAAUCAGCAGAAGGUACAGAGUAAUCUGCCGGUCAAGCAACAACUGCCUCUGAAGUUAGCUAGCGGCAGCAACAACAAUACAAGAAGCGGCAGCACCGCAAGUAACAACAGCCCAGACCGGCACUCCCGGGCAGGCAGCAGCCCGGCCAUCGUCACCGGCUCCGCGUACUCGUCCCCGGAACUCGGGAACAGUCACGCCGGCAGCAGCCACACGCAUUCGUCGAACCGCUCGCUCCGCAUCACACGCUCACCCCCGGACACGUAUGCGCAUCAGACACAGCAUCAGCAGCGCGGAGAUCCACCGCAACAGCAGCCACCGCCGCCGCCGCAGCAGCAACAACAGCAGCAGCAGCAACCGUUGGAAGAGGAGGUGAUCUUUUUCUGACGACUCUUUCGAUUCGGUCGCAAGCACUCGCGUUCUUCGCGCGCGACCACCGGCGUGGCCACGCCAACUUCUACGCCGACACCGUCGCGCAGCCAAACGAGGAACAGUCAACCUCGUAGCCGCGUCAAGUCCUUUUGACUUUCGACGUUCUCGCACUAAUGAUGCUGUCUCUACCUGUACUCGUUUUCGUUUCCCCUUUGCUUCUCAUCGUAAUCCUUCUUUAUUUCUGCGUAAUAUUCUCUCCCUUCUCCUUCUUCCAGUAUCUAUCUGUCGUGUCAUACUUGCCCUUAGUGUAUCUAUUUGACUCUUUCCUUUAUUCCGGAGAUUUAAUCGUUUUACUUGUAGAACUUCGCGAUACCUAGAUGAUGAUCUAUUUCAUAAUGAGAUCGCAAAAGUUGCUUCCAUCACACCAAUGCACAAUACGAUGUUCCAUCUUGUCCGCCACGACGCGACAACGUUGUCAAUAAACGCGAGCAAUCUACUUUUACGAUAUAGUUGAGAAAGGUAAGAAUAAUACCGAUGUGUAUGCUCCAAAUGUUACUGAUGGCAAUAAUAUCAUUUUUAUGCCAAAUGUCACGAUAUACUAUUUACCUUGAAGGAACGCGUUAAGUGUAAAGUGUAAUUUCUAUUAGCUAUUAGAGAAAAGUUCGCAGGGAAAAGUGGAUAAAAAGAAAAAAAAAAAGUAUUAACGGCCGGCUUAGCGAAGUAGAUCAGCCGAUCUUGUUGAAUUCUUGCGUCGUUACGUUAUUAAGCCGACUGACACUGUUUUAGAGACACAGAUUUUAGAUAAAUCUUUUAAGCAAACCUGUUGCUACUUGCUGAAAUGCAAGGUAGAUAAAGAUACAUAUAUAUUACGGUUACAUAUACAUGAAUGUGUACAUAUAUAUACUUUUUCAUAAGCGUACGUGUGACACACGUAUAUCAUUGUACGUGUGUAUGUGUGUGCGUGUAUGCGAGCAUGUGCAAUUAAGCAUGAGUGCAAUGACGAAUGUGUUGCGUGUAUGCAUAUGUAUGUGUGUGUGUGUGAGAGAGAGAGAGAGAGAGAGUGUGUGUGUGUGUGUGUGUCCAAUUAUCUCUGUGAAUGCAUGCUAGAGAACACGCGGGCGAGUCUGCGGUAGCUAUUCUUAUAUUGUAACUUUUAAGAUAUUUUAAUACGGCUAAAGUAAGAUUUAUCAUUAACAUUUUAUUAUUAUAUUAUUUUAUUAUUAUUUUAUUAUUGUGUGUGCCAAGCCGCUGAUCGAAGUCGAUAUUUCGUUUUUUCAAAACACUUGCUUUACAAACGAUUCUGUUACUAUUCUUUCCGGCUUUGCGAAUGAGUCUGCGAGUAUUAUCAUUGUACAUGAUAGGUACGUUGUAAAUUGAAUUGUUUCUUCCGUACGAACGAAACUGGCAUGAUGAGUGGCGGGGAUGGGGGGAGGGGGAUUCACAUUUGACACUCUUUACUUCGAGAUUAUUCACUGCCAUUAUUGUUUUUUGUCGAGUGUUCUUUUCUUUUCGUAUUAUUGUCUACAAUUUACUUUAUUUAUUGCAUUGUGUAAGAUCGAUAAUGAAAGUCCGCGCGAAUCUACGCGGCGAAUACAGGAGCGGCAAAAAUCGCAUUUACUUCGAUUCGGGCAACUCGCGGUAUUGUAGACUUCGUGUCGAUUUUUGCGGACUUUGUAUUCCGCACUGUCUGAUGUACUUUUUAUUUAUAUAUUUUUCACGCUUAUAUCAACGAAAGAAGAAUGAAUUCUUGAGUGCCGGGCGCGAAGGCGAAGACCCGUAAAACACAAAAGCACGGUCAUACUGCACGUUGAAACUGAUUCGCUGUUCCGUAUAGUACAGUUGGUAGCGCAUACCUAGCAUUUACCUUAGCGAAAACAUCACUGUGAACAACCUCUCGAAUUCAAACACGCAACGGACAAUUGCGACAACUGUGUUAUACAUAAAAGAAUAUAUUGUUGUGAUGAUUAUAUCAAUACGCAUCCGAAUUAUGGAUUCCUAAAAACGUCGAUUUAUGACCGUAAAGUUAUACGCCGUGUAAAUAUAACAUUCCUAAUACUGGGUAAGACUGACGUGCAAUAUGAUCGAAUUGAAGUAUGGGUAGGACAUCGUUGAGGCACGAUGAUAAAAGAAGAUAAACGACUAAUAAAUUAAUUCUCGUUAAGGAAACUUAAGUAAUACUACCAAGUUCGUCUCAAUCAAUCAUGGUGACAAUAGAUAUUAAAAGUAUUCCGUAAGAUGUCGAGUUAUGACAAAAAAAAAAGAGAAAAGCGACGAUUUACUACAAAUCUAUUACUACUAUUGCUACUCCUACCACUACCACCAUCACCAUCACCAUCACCACUGCAUCAUCACUACUACUACUACUACUCUAUUACUACACUAUUAUUAUAACUCUACUACUAUUACGCUACUACUCUAUUGUUACUACUACACUACUACUGUUACAAUGCCGAGUAUGCAUAUGCUCACAAAUGAUAUUACAAAUAGCUGUUAGUGUCCUCCACGGAUGAGUGUUCGACUUCAUCGCGCGAGUACGCAUAAUAUAUAGAUUCUAUUCUGCAUGUGACCAGCACACACACACACGUAUCAGAUAAAAGAACACAUCGGAUGCUCAUCGGAUAAAAAAAGAAAUGACUCGUAGAACAUAAAAAACCAAGAGACUAAACAUGCGUACGAUUAAUUUUCUCCGCGCACUCGUAGUCGCAUCUUAAAAGCCACGGUAUCUUAGAGCGAAUCGAUGACGAUGUCGUGGCGAAUGUGUCCGUAAAAUGCCCACGAAUUCUGUCCUCCCCCCUCCCUUGUUUAAGUGAUUUAUCCAUAUAAUGAAGUCGCACACAGUAUCCACGCAGGAUAAGGCGAAGAAUCAAAUCGGUAACAGCUAAAGAAUAGCGCGACGGCCUACGCGGGUCUCGUGGCGUUUUUUAGAAUAACGUCACGUGACGACGCAAAAAAGUUUGAGAAAGAAUAUAUAAAAAUAUAUAUAAGAAAAUAUAUAUAUAAGUAUAUAUAUUUUUUUAUAUAUAUAAAUUAUUAAUAACGCGGUUUUUCCACGUUUUAGCGAAUCUUUACGUCCCCGAUGCUCAUGGGAAGUAUUUUUGUACGUUUACUCUGUACCUACUGUUUCACUCUAAAACUGUAUCUACUGUUAUCAUUGUGAUACUCGCUGCUGCGAUCGUCUUUUGAACGUUAAUGUAAUAUUACUAUAAUAUGUAAUAAGCGAGAGCGUGCGUUUGGUUAAUGAUGCGCUCACGGAUUAAUGAUAAAGGUCUCUUGAAUUCGGACGAUUUUCAAAUGCGAAGUAUUGACUAUAGGCUAUUGUCGAUCAUUGUUGUUAUUAUCCGCAUUACUAUCGAAACGUUUGGUUGAUUAUCUUGUCAAGACUACCGUUUACUCGUAAUGCUCGGUACGAAUCCUCUUUAUGACAAUUAUACACACAUCUUAUACACCCCCUUUUUUAAUCUACCUUUUUUAACUCUAAUCUCGCUACGACAAACGAAACAGUUUCUCUGCGAGCUCGCGGUCUCGUUCUUUUCUCUUUCUCGUCUGUUAAUUCCGUAUAUCUGCAGAGUUAUAUGUGAUUUACAUUCCUUCGUAUUUACAUAAACCUGUGCUGCAUUUUUUGAUCGGUAUAUGACUCGCCGUUGAAUAAUCACAUAAACAAAUAAUACCUAUUUAUUAUAAAUGUACAUACAACUGUUAUUGUAUAAUAAAGAAGAAUGUGAGGGAAA